AUGACCUGUGGCGCGGUAGGAAUUAUUCUCGGGAGUAUCGUGGCGGCGAGCUCCCACAGCUUGGCCCAGGUGACCGUGGGCCGUGUGAUUCUCGGCUCUGGCAUCCAGUUUAUGACCGUCGCGGCGCCAGCAUACUCCAUGGAAAUUGCACCUCCCCAGUGGCGAGGUCGCUGCACCGGAUUCUACAACUGCGGUUGGUUUGGUGGUUCCAUCCCGGCGGCCUUGGUGACCUUUGGAUGCCAGUACAUUGACAGCAACUGGUCCUGGAGAAUCCCGUUUAUCUGCCAGUGCUUCGCAUGCCUCAUCGUCAUCAGCUCGGUGUAUUUUAUCCCCGAGUCUCCCCGAUACCUCUUCGCGGCCGGCCGGGAGCAAGAGGCCAUUGAUUUCCUGACCAAGUAUCACGGAAGCGGCGACCCCCAAUCACGCCUGGUGCAGUUGGAGGUGGAGGAAAUCCGCGAGAGCAUUCGGCAGGAGCUUCAGGACAAGAAGAUUGCCUGGUGGGAUUACAGCUGCCUGAUUGACUCACACCAGAGCCGCUGGCGCUCCCUGCAAGUGCUCAUGAUGGGUGUCUUUGGUCAGUUCUCCGGUAACGGCCUCGGCUACUUCAAUGCGAUGAUCUUCAGCGAGCUCGGCGUCGAGACCACCGCUCAGCAGCUCGGCUACAACGUGCUCAACUCGGUGCUGGGGGCCAUCGGUGCCGGAACCGCCGUGUCGCUGACGGACCGCAUGCCCCGUCGCAAGGUGCUGGUCUACGGAACCUUCGCCACUGCUUGCAUGCUGGCCAUCAACGGCGGUGCCAACCGCGCAUUUGGCAUGGACAAUAGCAACACAAGCGCCGGUCAGGCCGCGCUGGCAUUUUACUUCCUCUUCAACGUCGUCUACUCCUUCACCUAUACCCCGUUGCAGGGCGUCGUCCCCGUCGAGGCGCUUGACAACACGCGCCGCGCAAAGGGGCUGGCCUUCUACGGCUUCCUGACCGGCUCUCUGGGCUUCGUCAACCAGUUCUGCACUCCCAUCGCGAACCGGACUAUCGGAUUGAACUAUAUCUGGGUCUUUGUUGGCUGGGAUUGCGUCGAGGCGGCUCUGUGGUAUUUUUUUGGUGUGGAGGCUCAAGGUCGUACUUUGGAAGAACUCGAAUGGGUUUACACCCAGCCCAACCCAGUCAAGGCUUCCCAGCGCGUCGACCGAGUCGUGCAGCAAGCCGAUGGCACGGUUACCGAGAAGAUUGUCGAGCACGACUCCUGA
This is a messenger RNA of Aspergillus melleus, 1245 nucleotides long. Its product is annotated as putative MFS lactose permease. The transcript is spliced from 2 exons. The record is from RefSeq and is a predicted model, not a curated record. Gene Ontology annotation, biological process: transmembrane transport; carbohydrate transport. Gene Ontology annotation, molecular function: carbohydrate:proton symporter activity. Gene Ontology annotation, cellular component: membrane. Bases 1 to 1245 code for a protein of 414 amino acids. NCBI's taxonomy places the organism in Eukaryota, Fungi, Ascomycota, Eurotiomycetes, Eurotiales, Aspergillaceae.